This is a messenger RNA of Sceloporus undulatus (fence lizard), 438 nucleotides long. Its product is annotated as profilin-2-like. The record is from RefSeq and is a predicted model, not a curated record. Gene Ontology annotation, biological process: actin cytoskeleton organization; positive regulation of actin filament bundle assembly; regulation of actin filament polymerization. Lineage: Eukaryota; Metazoa; Chordata; Lepidosauria; Squamata; Phrynosomatidae. Gene Ontology annotation, molecular function: actin binding. The transcript has a single exon. The coding region runs from base 1 to 438 and encodes 145 amino acids. Gene Ontology annotation, cellular component: cytoplasm.
AUGACCGUCUGGCAGCAAUACAUCCAUAACUUUGUGAGAGCUGGCAUGUGUUGGGAUGCUGCCGUUGUUUCUAUAGCUCAACAGCAACUCCUAAUAGCCCACCAAGGCGGCAUCUUGGCCCGAAUGACCAAAGCAGAGAUAGAAGCCCUCCUUGGCAGAAACCGGGAUAUCCUUCUCACCGAAGGGCUGACACUUGGUGGCCUCAAGUGUUUGGUUAUACGUGACAAUCUCUACGCAGAUGCCCAUUACCACACUAUGGAACUCCGGACCAAACUUGUUGGGGACAACGGCACCCGAGCAAUCGCCGUAGUCCUGGUCAAUCCUGUGUGCCUCAUCCUCAUUGGGGAGAAGGGGAUUCAAGGAGGAACACUCAGCUUGAAGGCUUUUCAAACCGCUCAAUCCAUCAAAGAAAAUUACAACAACAAAACCGCGUGGUGA